CCUUGCUUCACCGUAGCGGGGCUCCAGGGACGUUCAUCCAGCGGCUGCUGCGGCGCAAGCCGAAGGUUCCCACACCAGAUUUCUAGAUGCGUUGAAGUGGGUGGCACCUCCUUGCCCGCUGCUUUGGUGAACGGAAAUAAACUGAGCUUCAUCUCGAGGGGAAGAGCACCCCAUGGAUGUUCUUGCAGUGGCUGCUGCAAUGAAGGCAGACUGUUGAAAUUCCCAGACCAGAUUCCUCUGUCUGUCUGGGGAGGUGGCAUCUCUUCCGGCACUCCUUGGGCGAAGGAAUGUUGUGCUGCAGAGAAACAAAAAGGGACCCACUGCAAGCUCUGCGCAGAGAAAGGCUCUUGGAGCACUGCUAGGUACAUCGAAAGCAUGUUAGAUCGCUACAGGGGCAUGAUUGACUACAGCAUUUCACAUGUCAGGUGA
Molecule: messenger RNA, 429 nt
Organism: Ixodes scapularis (black-legged tick)
Lineage: Eukaryota; Metazoa; Arthropoda; Arachnida; Ixodida; Ixodidae
Exons: 3
Source: RefSeq, a predicted model, not a curated record